Molecule: messenger RNA, 1836 nt
Organism: Oxyura jamaicensis (ruddy duck)
Lineage: Eukaryota; Metazoa; Chordata; Aves; Anseriformes; Anatidae
Gene: HMCES
Product: 5-hydroxymethylcytosine binding, ES cell specific
Exons: 6
Coding region: 63-1070 (335 amino acids)
Biological process (GO): DNA damage response
Molecular function (GO): single-stranded DNA binding
Source: RefSeq, a predicted model, not a curated record
UGACCCGGACCUUCCCGGUCCUGGCCGUGCCGUGGCAGGCCGUGCCGUGCCACCUCGGCGGGAUGUGCGGCCGCACCGCCUGCUCGCUGGGCGCCGAUCGCCUCCGCCGUGCCUGCGCCUACCGCGACCGGCGGGGCAGGCGGCGGCAGCCCGAGUGGGUGCGGGAGGAGCGGUACCGGCCCUCCUACAACAAGGGCCCGCAGUCCAGCGGCCCCGUCCUGCUGUCCCGCAAGCACCUGCAGCAGGAUGCGGACUCCUCCGAGCGGGUCCUCAUGGACAUGCGGUGGGGCCUGGUUCCCUCCUGGUUCAAAGAGGACGACCCCUCCAAAAUGCAGUUUAAAACCUCCAACUGCCGCAGCGACACCAUGCUGAGCAAGUUCUCCUACAAGGGCCCUCUCCUCAAGGGCAAGCGCUGCGUGGUGCUGGCGGAUGGCUUCUACGAGUGGCAGCAGUGCGGCGGGGGCAAGCAGCCCUACUUCAUUUACUUCCCCCAGACCAAGGACGACCUGGCCGAGGGGGAAGAUGAAGACAAGGAAUGGAAAGGCUGGAGGCUGCUCACCAUGGCUGGGAUUUUCGACUGCUGGGAGCCACCGGCGGGAGGAGAAGCGCUGUACACCUACACCAUCAUCACCGUGGACGCCUCAAAGGACCUGAGCUUCAUCCACCACAGGAUGCCGGCCAUCCUGGACGGGGAAGAGGCCAUCAGGAAAUGGCUGGACUUUGCUGAAGUGCCCACCCAGGAGGCGGUUAAACUCAUCCAGCCCACCGAGAACAUCGUUUUCCACCCCGUGUCCACCUUUGUCAACAGCGUGCGCAACGACACGCCCGAGUGCCUCGCGCCCAUCGAGCUGGGAGCCAAGAAGGAGGUCAAAGCCACCGCGAGCAGCAAAGUGAUGCUGGGCUGGUUAAAAAACUCCCAGGAGGCUUCCCCCAAGAAGAAAGAAAAUGAAUUGCCCAGGUGGACGAGCCAGUUCAUCCACAGCCCUUCGCCCAAGAAAAGCAGCGCGGGCAUCCUGCAGCAGUGGCUGGGGAAGGAGGGAGAGCCGGCUGCGAAGAAACGCAAGGCUUAGCAGCAGCUGGGGUGGCUGGCCAUCCGUUUCUCUCCUGAUUUCCCUGAGCAGAAGGAAGAAUGUGUGUUGGAAGGCUUCGCAGAGUGCUGCUGAGAUUCUCCAAGCCUCUCAAGUGUUGAUCUGAUGUCCUGGGUUGUUGUCUCUGUCCUUUGUGUGUUCUGAAAGGCUACUGCUUGCCUCCUCUCAUUUCCUUUUUUGUUUGUUUGUUUGUUUUUUGUAUUAAACUCAUACCUCUUUUCCGUUUAAUUCCAUGUUGCUUCUGUACAAACUCCUUUCUAAUGCUCCCUCCCUCAAAAAGCACCGGCAGUGCAGACACGUGCAGUAAGUACUAAGAGGAAACCCAAGGCCGGGAGGCUCCGCCAGAGGCGUCCCGCCCUGUCCAGCACUGCAGCCGUGGGCCUCGGGAAACGGGUUAAAAAUUCUCCCUGGAGGAACUGGACUUUGCCUGGGUUUCCCUGCAGGGAGCGGGGUGGGUGAACGUCUCGGUCACGUUGCUUGCACAAUCAUUUGUUAAUGGGAUUGGGUGACUUAGGGAGGAUUUGCUUGAUCUGUGGCUGGAUGCACUCUGCCUUGCCCAUAAAGGUCACUCGUUAAAGCCCAGAUAACCACAGUGCCACCGCAGAGCAGCACGGGGCCGCUGGUUUUGAGGUCAGGGAUUUUGUAAACAGAGCCAGAUGUUGCAGGCCAAAAGCCUUACGUGUUGGGGCCCUUGCUGGAAAGCGGUUCUUAAUUUGUACUGGAAGCAAUAAAAUGGGAUUGACUGGUG